CGCCGUACGUGUUCUUCUUCUACGGAUGACGAAGUCUCUUCCUACGUACAUUGAAAACUUCUCCGAUCUGAUCAAAUCACUCCUUACUUAUAUCGGGCCAAAGGCUCGAGGUGAUCGAGCGAGAUAUGAAACUAAAUUAAUCCCGUGAACUCGUGAUAGUUUUGAAUCAUAGGGAUGGAUCGGAUGCAGUCGCCGGAACCGAGCAGGAGAAACCGGAGGGUGGUGGUGGUUGGCGGCGGUGUCGCUGGCUCCCUCAUUGCCAAGAACCUCCAGUUCGUGGCCGACGUCACUCUCAUCGACCCGAAGGAGUACUUUGAGAUUCCAUGGGCAAGUUUGCGGUCGAUGGUGGAACCGUCAUUCGGGGACAGAUCAGUGAUCAACCAUGGGGAUUACCUAACCAAUGGUCGCGUGAUCACGUCCAGAGCAAUUAAAAUCACUGACACAGAAGUUUUGACCUCGGAGGGUCGCUUCAUUGCCUAUGACUAUCUUAUCAUUGCAACGGGCCACGAUGAUCCGGCCCCCCUCACCAAAACUGAUAAACUGGGAGAAUACGAAGCAGAGCUUCAAAAGAUCAAGUCUGCUCAAUCAAUUCUGAUCAUUGGUGGCGGUCCAGUGGGGGUGGAACUAGCUGGGGAAAUCGCAGCCGACUUCCCGGAGAAAAAGAUAACUCUGGUACAUAGGGGGUCGAGGUUGCUGGAGUUCAUCGGACCGAAGGCUUCAGAUAAAACACUAAAUUGGUUGAGGUCCAAGGGAGUGGAGGUGAAACUGGACCAAUCAGUGGACUUGAAGUCGAUUACAAGUUCAUCCGAUGGAACAAGAACAUACACUACGUCUGAACGGGAGAGUAUAAGCGCAGAUUGCCAUUUUCUCUGCACGGGUAAACCGGUGGCAUCUGAAUGGCUUAAGCACACCAUCUUAAAGGACAACUUGGACCAGGAAGGAAUGUUGAUCGUGGACCAGCACAUGCGAGUUAAGGGCCGGGACAACAUGUUUGCUAUCGGAGAUAUUACUAACGUUCGGGAAAUCAAACAAGGUUAUCUGGCGCAAAAACACGCUCUAGUCGCCGCGAAGAACCUGAAGCUGCUGAUGGAAGGGGGGACAGAAAGCAAGAUGGCCGUUUACGAGCCUCGCUCGGCGAAGACUAUUGUCUCGCUCGGGCGCAGAGAUGCAGUGGCGCAGUUCUCUUACACCACCAUCAUCGGACUCGUCCCUGGAUUGAUCAAGUCCAGGGACCUGUUCGUCGGGAAAACAAGGAAACUGAUGGGUCUGAAACCCGAUAUCGAAUAUUCUUGAGAUCCAACCGAGUACAUUUACACUGCAACGUUUUUGCCUGCUAUUGUUUGCCUAUGGGGUGACGAAUUUCUCAUUUUCCCACUUGUCCUUACAGUCUUCAUUUAUUUGUAAAAUUGGAGAAUAACUCGAUGUCCAUUAUGAAAUUCGUGAAUUUUCUUCAUUAAUGAAUGCGAGUACUUGGGCCACA
Punica granatum (pomegranate) is the source of this 1480-nucleotide messenger RNA. The record is from RefSeq and is a predicted model, not a curated record. Lineage: Eukaryota; Viridiplantae; Streptophyta; Magnoliopsida; Myrtales; Lythraceae.